Tachyglossus aculeatus (Australian echidna) is the source of this 4026-nucleotide messenger RNA. It is a transcript of the gene ADGRA2, whose product is annotated as adhesion G protein-coupled receptor A2. Gene Ontology annotation, biological process: sprouting angiogenesis; positive regulation of canonical Wnt signaling pathway; G protein-coupled receptor signaling pathway. The coding region runs from base 10 to 4026 and encodes 1338 amino acids. Gene Ontology annotation, cellular component: plasma membrane; Wnt signalosome. The record is from RefSeq and is a predicted model, not a curated record. The transcript has 19 exons. Lineage: Eukaryota; Metazoa; Chordata; Mammalia; Monotremata; Tachyglossidae. Gene Ontology annotation, molecular function: protein binding; G protein-coupled receptor activity.
GGCCGCACCAUGCCCGGCCCGGGCCCGCUGCUGCUCCCGCUGCUGCUCCCGCUGCUGCUCCCGCUGCUGCUCCCGCCCCUGCUGGGCCAAGCUUGCCCGGCCCCGAUCCGCGGCUGCAAGUGCGCGGCGGACAGACCCAAGGGGGCGGCGGGGGCGGCGGGGGCGGCGGGGGCGGGGGGCGUCCCCCCCAGCCCCAGCCGCCGGAGAGUGGUCUGCAGCGGCGGGGACCUCCCGGACCCGCCCGAGCCCGGACUGCUGCCCAACGGCACCGUCACCCUGCUCCUGGGCAACAACAGGAUCGUGGGCCUGAGGAACUGCUCCUUCCAUGGGCUGCACGCGCUGGAGAAGCUGGACCUGAAAAACAACCUCAUCAGCACAGUGCAGCCUGGAGCCUUUUUGGGACUGGGGAAGCUGAAACGUCUAGACCUCUCCAACAACCGGAUUGGCUGCGUCUCCUCUGCCAUCUUCCAGGGACUCUCUAGCCUCCACCGACUAAACAUGUCCGGGAACAUCUUCUCUAGCCUGCAGGCUGGGGUGUUUGAUGAACUGGAUUCCUUGAAAGUUGUGGACUUUGGCACGGAGUACCUGACCUGUGACUGCCGCCUGCGCUGGACCUUGCCCUGGGCCCGCAACCACUCGGUGCAGCUGUCGGAGCAGACCCUGUGCGCCUACCCCAGCCCCCUGCGCGGCCAAGCCCUGCGCGGCCUCCGGGAUGCCCAGCUCCGCUGUGCGGGCGCCCCGGAGCUGCACACUCACCACGUGAUCCCCUCGCUGCGCCAGGUGGUGUUCCAGGGCGAUCGCCUGCCCUUCCAGUGCACCGCCAGCUACCUGGGCCGCGGCACCCGCAUCCGCUGGUACCACAACCGGAUGCCCGUGGAGGGUGACGAACGGGCAGGUGUCAUCCUGGAGGAGAGCCUGGUUCACGACUGCACCUUCAUCACCAGUGAGCUGAUCCUGUCCGACAUCCACGUGUGGGCUUCCGGGGAGUGGGAGUGUUCCGUGUCCACCGCCCAAGGGAAUGCCAGCAAGAGCGUGGAGAUUGUGGUGCUGGAGACUUCGGCUUCCUACUGUCCCGCCGAGCGAGUUGCCAACAACCGGGGAGACUUCAGGUGGCCCCGCACCUUGGCGGGCAUCACCGCCUACCAGUCUUGCCUGCAGUACCCUUUCACCUCUGUGCCCCUCGGCGGGGGCUCCCCGGGCACCAGGGCCUCCCGCCGCUGCGGCCGUGCCGGCCGCUGGGAACCAGGAGACUACUCCCAUUGUCUGUACACCAAUGACAUCACCCGGGUGCUCUACACCUUUGUCCUGAUGCCCAUCAAUGCUUCCAACGCACUGACCCUGGCGCACCAGUUGAGGGUGUACACUGCCGAGGCGGCCGGCUUCUCCGACAUGAUGGACAUUGUCUACGUGGCUCAGAUGAUUCGUAAAUUCCUGGGCUACGUAGACCAGAUAAAGGAGCUCGCGGAGGUGAUGGUGGACAUGGCCAGCAACCUAAUGCUGGCGGAUGAACACCUGCUGUGGCUGGCCCAGAGAGAGGACAAGGCCUGCAGCGGCAUCGUGGGGGCUCUGGAGCGCAUCGGGGGGGCCGCCCUCAGCCCCCACGCUCAGCAUAUCUCUGUGAACUCGCGCAACGUGGCUCUGGAAGCUUACCUCAUCAAGCCCCACAGCUACGUGGGCCUCAGCUGCACGGCCUUCCAGCGACGAGAGGGAGGAGGGGGCCUGGGGCCAAGGCCCGGCCCCCCGAACCAGGAUCCCCGGCCGGACCCCGAGCCCCCCUCCGACCAGCAGCUCCGCUUCCGCUGCACCACUGGACGGCCUAACGUCUCUCUGGCUGCCUUUCACGUCAAGAACAGCGUGGCCCUGGCCUCAAUCCAGCUGCCCCCGAGUCUGUUCUCAACCCCGCCGGCCGCCCUGGCCCCCCCAGUCCUCCCAGACUGCACCCUACAGCUGCUCGUCUUCCGCAACGGACGCCUCUUCCGAAGCCAUGGGAACACCUCCCGCCCGGGGGCUUCUGGGCCGGGCAAGAGGCGUGGAGUCGCCACCCCGGUGAUCUUCGCGGGAACCAGUGGCUGUGGGGUAGGGAAUCUCACGGAGCCCGUGGCUGUCUCCCUGCGACACUGGGCCGAAGGGGCUGAUCCCGUAGCAGCUUCCUGGACCACGGAGGGCCCUGGAGGGCCGGGAGGGCCGGGAGGCUGGAGCUCUGAGGGCUGCCAGCUCCGCUCCAGCCAACCCAACGUCAGCUCCCUGCACUGCCAACACCUGGGCAAUGUUGCCGUGCUCAUGGAGCUGAGCGCUUUUCCGCAGGAGGCGGGGGGCGCGGGAGCAGGGCUGCACCCUGUCAUCUACCCCUGCACAGCCCUGCUGCUGCUCUGCCUCUUCUCCACCAUCAUCACCUACAUCCUCAACCACAGCUCCAUCCAUGUCUCGCGGAAGGGCUGGCACAUGCUGCUUAACCUCUGCUUCCACAUGGCCAUGACCUCGGCCGUCUUCGCAGGUGGCAUCACCCUCACCAACUACCUGAUCGUCUGCCAGGCCGUGGGCAUCACCCUGCACUACUCCUCGCUGUCCACGCUGCUCUGGAUGGGGGUGAAGGCCCGCGUGCUCUACAAGGAGCUCACCUGGAAGGGGCCGCCCCCCCAGGACGGGGGGGACCUCGGUCCUCCUGCCCCACGCCCCAUGCUCCGGUUCUACCUGAUCGCUGGGGGCAUCCCACUCAUCAUCUGUGGCAUCACGGCUGCUGUCAACAUCCACAAUUACAGGGAUCACAGCCCCUACUGCUGGCUGGUAUGGCGUCCGAGCCUGGGGGCCUUCUACGUGCCGGUGGCCUUGAUCCUGCUGGUAACCUGGAUCUACUUCCUCUGUGCCGGACUGAGCUUGCGAAGGAACCGGGGGCAAGGCCCCAAGGGGGUGCCCGGCGGGUCCUCGCCCGAGCCGGGUGAAGAGCUCCCGGCCCGACUCCGAGCCAGCGGCCCCCUGCUAAGCGACUCGGGCUCCCUGUCGGCGGCCAGGGGGCCGGGGGGGACUUCGUCGGGCGCUGGAGGGGCCGGGGAUGGGGUCUACGGUCCUGGGGCCCAGCUGGGGGCCCUAGUGACCACCCACUUCCUGUACCUGGCCCUGUGGGCCUGUGGGGCUCUGGCCGUGGCCCAGGACCGGCUGCCCCAGGUGCUGUGCAGCUGCCUGUACGGGGUGGCCGCCGCCGCCCUGGGCCUCUUCGUCUUCACCCACCACUGCGCCCGGCGCCGAGACGUCCGGGCCUCUUGGCGCACCUGCCGCCCGGCCCCGCGAGGGCCGCCCCGCCCUCUGCCCGUCCCCACCGAGGAGAGCUCCCCGGCCUUCGGGGAGCGAUCCCCCUCCCUCAAGUCCUCCCCGGCCGGCGGCGGGGGCGACCACGCCUCACACCUCGGCCCCUGCAAGCUCACCAACCUGCAGGUGGCCCAGAGCCAGGCCUCCGAGGGGGGCACGGCCUCUCGGGGGGAGGAGCCCGAGCCCCCCGCCCCCCGUGUCCCCACCUCCCGCCACCCCAACGGUCUCCACCCCGGGCGCCGGCCGCACAAGAGCCGGUGCAAGGGGCAGCGGGGCGGAGAGGGGGGAAGCAAACAGCGGGCGAAGGCCCCCAGGGGAGGGGCGGCCCCGGCCUCGGAGCCGCCGCCGUCCAGCGAGAGCGGCAGCCUGCGCCACAGCCCCACCGGGAGCUAUCCCGGCAGCAACUGCAACAGCCCGGGGACCGGCCCGCGGGGCGGGGAGCCCGGCCCCACGCCCUCAGAGGGCAGCGACGCCAGCGGGCCUCCGGGACCCGAGCUGGGGAGGGCGGCCCAGCGCCGCAGCGCCAGCCGGGACAACCUCAGAGGAGGGGCGGGGGGAGGCCUGGAAAAGGAGAGCAAGCGCCGCUCGUACCCCCUCAAUACCGCCAGCCAGAACGGGGGCCUGAAGGGCGGCAGGUACGACGACAUCAACCUGGCCGUUGGGGAGGGGGCGGCUGGCAGCUGCAUGAAGACGGGUCUCUGGAAGAGCGAGACCACGGUCUAG